AUGACGACCGCCGCCGCUGCAGGGAAACCGAGCCCGAUCCAUCCUCCUGACUUCCGCAUCACCCACAGCAUCCUCAAAAGACAACGCCGGCGACUCCUUCGCUCCUCCGAACCGCCGCCGACCGACUUGGAUCGAACUCCUGUACAGGAGCCAUCAAGAUCUGAAGCUCCAACCCGGUCUCCAGAUCCGAAGAGCUCCCACCCCACAAGCCCGCCGCCGACGCCGGAGCAAGUGACGGCGAGCUGGAAGAGAGCCUGGAGGACCUUAUUCCACUGUGGCCACACCGCCUCCACCUUGCAAGCGUCGCCGGGACACCAAACCCUACACCUAGAGGGACCUAAUCUACACAGCCGGGCAAAGAUCCACUCAUUCCCCUCCCCUCCGAGGCCAACCAGGCCAUCUGAGGCGAGGAUGAACGGUGGUCUCGCCGGCUGGAGCACAAGUUUCGAGAGUAUGUGGUUGGCUGCUGCAGAAGUGAUCGCUGCUCUGCUCGGAAUUCGCACAACUCAGCAUAGAGCAGAUUAG
Molecule: messenger RNA, 525 nt
Organism: Miscanthus lutarioriparius
Lineage: Eukaryota; Viridiplantae; Streptophyta; Magnoliopsida; Poales; Poaceae
Source: the annotation of a GenBank genome assembly